AUGCAGCUGGGAUAUCCCGCAGCCGUUGCUGCAUCCCGGGCCAGCUUGAACCCCGUCGGCGUGCAACGAGCAGCCAGCCAGCUAGGCCUGGGCAUGGGCCUCUACUCUAGUUUGGAGCCUUUCCAGGGCCCCCAAGAACCAUCGAACGAGGGCACCGCCAAGCCCCCCUACAGCUACAUCGCCCUCAUCACCAUGGCCAUCCAGAGCACGCCGGAGCGGAGGCUCACCUUGAGCGGCAUCUACCGGUACAUCAUGGGCCGCUUUGCCUACUACCGGGACAACCGGCAGGGCUGGCAGAACUCCAUCCGCCACAACCUCUCGCUCAACGAGUGCUUCGUCAAGGUGCCCCGCGAUGACAAGAAGCCGGGCAAGGGCAACUACUGGACCCUGGACCCCGAGUGCUACAACAUGUUCGAGAACGGCAGCUUCUUGCGACGGCGGAGGCGUUUCACCCGCAAAAGGGGCCCGGCGCGGCCUACGGAGAGCGGCCAGGGUGAGAAGACUCGGCCCGACGGCCGGUUGGAGCAAACUGGGCCGACUGUGCCUGCGAAGGCAAUCAAGGUGGAAAGGGAUCCGUCUUCCCCUGCGGCCGCCAACCGGCUUCACAGCUCCUGCUCGGAGAUGGCAGCCUUGGGGAAGGCUCUGGCCUUGGAGGCGCCUGCCGUAGGCCUCUCUUGCCAAGAACAACCAGGCUCCGGAAGCCUGGCGUGUGCCAAGCUCUGCGUCCCGAGUUCUAGGCCGCUCUGCCUGUACCCACAGGACCCAGUGGGAUCCAAACCUUGCCUCCUGGAGAAAGAUCUCAGCUACCCUUCCCUGACGGAGAGCUCUCAAGGGAAAGAAGCCCCUCUCAGGGACAUCCAGAGUCACCAGCUCGGGCAGGGCACGCUCCUUGGUGAGAGGAUGACCCAGCGGCUCACCCGGCCGCACGCUGAUGCCAAGGAGAGCCUCCCAAGCAACCCUAAAGGGGUUCGAGCGUCUCCCAAGGCGGGGCAAGACGGCAAGGAGGCGCCCCAGUCCUUGUGCCCGCCGAGCCCGUCUUUCGCAACUCUACUGGGGCCCGGCAAGGCCACUCAGAGGUGCAGCGGGCAACCUCCCCCCGGCUGCCUGCCCGCCUUUGACGGCGAGAGCUACGCCAAGCCAUCGGCGCUGCCUGUUUUUGGUUCGUUGGGGUAUUCCGGCCCGGAGACCCUGGGCGGGAACUACCAGUGCCGUCUGCAGGCCUUGAACUUCUGCGUCAACGACCCCGGCUGCGGGGCGGCUUUGGAGCACCUCUUGGCAGCUCCCGCGGCCCCUGUCUCCGCGGCCCCCCUCCCGCCCGCCCCCUUCAUGCAGCUUCAAGGGGAGCAGGAGUCCUGGGCCGGGACCCCUUUCUCCCUCCAGGGGGGAAACGGUUACCAGAUGAGUCUCCCCCACUGUCUCUACAGGACACCCGGCAUGCUGUUCUUCGAGUGACCCGGGGC
Messenger RNA from Heteronotia binoei (common prickly gecko), 1460 nucleotides. RefSeq names its product forkhead box S1 (gene FOXS1). The record is from RefSeq and is a predicted model, not a curated record. The coding region runs from base 1 to 1452 and encodes 483 amino acids. The transcript has a single exon. Lineage: Eukaryota; Metazoa; Chordata; Lepidosauria; Squamata; Gekkonidae. Gene Ontology annotation, biological process: anatomical structure morphogenesis; cell differentiation; regulation of transcription by RNA polymerase II. Gene Ontology annotation, molecular function: DNA-binding transcription factor activity, RNA polymerase II-specific; RNA polymerase II cis-regulatory region sequence-specific DNA binding.